GGAGACAGGGGCGGGGCAGGCGAGGGUGGGAGCGGCUGGCGCCGCGGGCCAGGACUGUCUGAGGAGAAGUUUGCGAGCGCUGGCUAUGGGUCCUGGGGCGCGGCUGGCGGCGCUGCUGGCGGUGCUGGCGCUCGGGACAGGAGACCCAGAAAGGGCUGCGGCUCGGGGCGACACGUUCUCGGCGCUGACCAGCGUGGCGCGCGCCCUGGCGCCCGAGCGCCGGCUGCUGGGGCUGCUGAGGCGGUACCUGCGCGGGGAGGAGGCGCGGCUGCGGGACCUGACUAGAUUCUACGACAAGGUACUUUCUUUGCAUGAGGAUUCAACAACCCCUGUGGCUAACCCUCUGCUUGCAUUUACUCUCAUCAAACGCCUGCAGUCUGACUGGAGGAAUGUGGUACAUAGUCUGGAGGCCAGUGAGAACAUCCGAGCUCUGAAGGAUGGCUAUGAGAAGGUGGAGCAAGACCUUCCAGCCUUUGAGGACCUUGAGGGAGCAGCAAGGGCCCUGAUGCGGCUGCAGGAUGUGUACAUGCUCAAUGUGAAAGGCCUGGCCCGAGGUGUCUUUCAGAGAGUCACUGGCUCUGCCAUCACUGACCUGUACAGCCCCAAACGGCUCUUUUCUCUCACAGGGGAUGACUGCUUCCAAGUUGGCAAGGUGGCCUAUGACAUGGGGGAUUAUUACCAUGCCAUUCCAUGGCUGGAGGAGGCUGUCAGUCUCUUCCGAGGAUCUUACGGAGAGUGGAAGACAGAGGAUGAGGCAAGUCUAGAAGAUGCCUUGGAUCACUUGGCCUUUGCUUAUUUCCAGGCAGGAAAUGUUUCGUGUGCCCUCAGCCUCUCUCGGGAGUUUCUUCUCUACAGCCCAGAUAAUAAGAGGAUGGCCAGGAAUGUCUUGAAAUAUGAAAGGCUCUUGGCAGAGAGCCCCAACCACGUGGUAGCUGAGGCUGUCAUCCAGAGGCCCAAUAUACCCCACCUGCAGACCAGAGACACCUACGAGGGGCUAUGUCAGACCCUGGGUUCCCAGCCCACUCUCUACCAGAUCCCUAGCCUCUACUGUUCCUAUGAGACCAAUUCCAACGCCUACCUGCUGCUCCAGCCCAUCCGGAAGGAGGUCAUCCACCUGGAGCCCUACAUUGCUCUCUACCAUGACUUUGUCAGUGACUCAGAGGCUCAGAAAAUUAGAGAACUUGCAGAACCAUGGCUACAGAGGUCAGUGGUGGCAUCAGGGGAGAAGCAGUUACAAGUGGAGUACCGCAUCAGCAAAAGUGCCUGGCUGAAGGACACUGUUGACCCAAAGCUGGUGGCCCUCAACCACCGCAUUGCUGCCCUCACAGGCCUUGAUGUCCGGCCUCCCUAUGCAGAGUAUCUGCAGGUGGUGAACUAUGGCAUCGGAGGACACUAUGAGCCUCACUUUGACCAUGCUACGUCACCAAGCAGCCCCCUCUACAGAAUGAAGUCAGGAAACCGAGUUGCAACAUUUAUGAUCUAUCUGAGCUCGGUGGAAGCUGGAGGAGCCACAGCCUUCAUCUAUGCCAACCUCAGCGUGCCUGUGGUUAGGAAUGCAGCACUGUUUUGGUGGAACCUGCACAGGAGUGGUGAAGGGGACAGUGACACACUUCAUGCUGGCUGUCCUGUCCUGGUGGGAGAUAAGUGGGUGGCCAACAAGUGGAUACAUGAGUAUGGACAGGAAUUCCGCAGACCCUGCAGCUCCAGCCCUGAAGACUGAACUGUUGGCAGAGAGAAGCUGGUGGAGUCCUGUGGCUUUCCAGAGAAGCCAGGAGCCAAAAGCUGGGGUAGGAGAGGAGAAAGCAGAGCAGCCUCCUGGAAGAAGGCCUUGUCAGCUUUGUCUGUCUCGCAAAUCAGAGGCAAGGGAGAGGUCGUUACCAGGGGACACUGAGAAUGUACAUUUGAUCUGCCCCAGCCACGGAAGUCAGAGUAGGAUGCACAGUACAAAGGAGGGGGGAGUGGAGGCCUGAGAGGGAAGUUUCUGGAGCUCAGAUACUCUCUAUUGGGAACAGGACAUCUCAACAGUCUCAGGUUCGAUCAGUGGGUCUUUUGGCACUUUGAACCUUGACCACAGGGACCAAGAAGUGGCAAUGAGGACACCUGCAGGAGGGGCUAGCCUGACUCCCAGAACUUUAAGACUUUCUCCCCACUGCCUUCUGCUGCAGCCCAAGCAGGGAGUGUCCCCCUCCCAGAAGCAUAUCCCAGAUGAGUGGUACAUUAUAUAAGGAUUUUUUUUAAGUUGAAAACAACUUUCUUUUCUUUUUGUAUGAUGGUUUUUUAACACAGUCAUUAAAAAUGUUUACAAAUCA
Gorilla gorilla gorilla (western lowland gorilla) is the source of this 2309-nucleotide messenger RNA. RefSeq names its product prolyl 4-hydroxylase subunit alpha 3 (gene P4HA3). Gene Ontology annotation, biological process: peptidyl-proline hydroxylation to 4-hydroxy-L-proline. The coding region runs from base 86 to 1720 and encodes 544 amino acids. Gene Ontology annotation, molecular function: procollagen-proline 4-dioxygenase activity; protein binding; iron ion binding. Gene Ontology annotation, cellular component: endoplasmic reticulum. The transcript has 13 exons. The record is from RefSeq and is a predicted model, not a curated record. Lineage: Eukaryota; Metazoa; Chordata; Mammalia; Primates; Hominidae.